AUGUGCAAGGUCCUGCUCGACCCUCUUCAGCCCAUGGCCCGGCUCGUUUACCCCAGACAGAAAAACAGAAAAAGGGUCUCGCCGGAACGAAACGAAAAGCGGGAGGUGACCAGACAGCGGCAGGAACUGUGGCGAGAAAUAGAUUGCCGUCUCCCGUCACGCGUCGCCUCGUACUUUGUUUACAGCGGCUUCGCCAUCGGUCAGCAGAGUCCCACGGUCCUGGUCAGAGGGCAUCGGGACGAGGAGAUUUAG
Molecule: messenger RNA, 252 nt
Organism: Sporothrix schenckii 1099-18
Lineage: Eukaryota; Fungi; Ascomycota; Sordariomycetes; Ophiostomatales; Ophiostomataceae
Exons: 1
Coding region: 1-252 (83 amino acids)
Source: RefSeq, a predicted model, not a curated record